Molecule: messenger RNA, 3433 nt
Organism: Nycticebus coucang (slow loris)
Lineage: Eukaryota; Metazoa; Chordata; Mammalia; Primates; Lorisidae
Product: keratin-associated protein 5-4
Exons: 1
Coding region: 340-1464 (374 amino acids)
Source: RefSeq, a predicted model, not a curated record
CCCACCCUGCUGCCCUACCUCUCCUGGCUCUGCAUUAGGGCCCACAGGGUCCUGCCGCAACUGCAGACUAAUAGGUGAAGACAGACCCAGUGGGCCGGCAGGGAAGCUGCACUCUGGGGAUCCCAUGUGGCAGAGACCUACUGCCGCGUCCAUGUCUAGCCUGGGGUUCUGCAUCCUAUGGCCUGUCAGUCAGAUAAUGGGAGGGAAACGGGGUUUCCUUCAGCACUACAGAGACACCUAAACCAUACUCUGAUGUAGGUAGCAAGACCAGAGGUAGCCCUGACAGUGAGUGGGAGCCCACACAGUGUUCCUGAGUGAGGGUUUGGUCUGACGCCACAUAUGCCUGUGCCCGUGUGCGUGCCUCUGUGUGUGUGCCUUUAUAUGUGUACCCGUGUGUGUGCCUCUACAUGGCGUGUACUCAUAUAUGUGCCUCUGUGUACAUGUGCCUCUACAUGUGUGUACCCAUACAUGUGCCUCUGUGUGUGUAUGCCCAUGUGUGCCUCUGCAUGCACGGACCCAUGUGUGUGUGUCUGCAUGCGUAUCCCCAUAUAUGUGCAUCUGUGUGUGUGCCCAUGUGUGCGUGCGCCUCUGUGUGUGUGCUCGUGUGCCUCUGUGUGCAUGUACCUGUGUAUGCACGUCUGUGUGUGCGCCUCUGCGUGCACGUACCUGUGUAUGUGCGUCUGUGUGUGCGCCUCUGCGUGCACGUACCUGUGUAUGUGCGUCUGUGUGUGCGCCUCUGCGUGCACGUACCUGUGUAUGUGCGUCUGUGUGUGCGCCUCUGCGUGCACGUACCUGUGUAUGUGCGUCUGUGUGUGCGCCUCUGCGUGCACGUACCUGUGUAUGUGCGUCUGUGUGUGCGCCUCUGCGUGCACGUACCUGUGUAUGUGCGUCUGUGUGUGCGCCUCUGCGUGCACGUACCUGUGUAUGUACGUCUGUGUGUGCGCCUCUGCGUGCACGUACCUGUGUAUGUGCGUCUGUGUGUGCGCCUCUGCGUGCACGUACCUGUGUAUGUGCGUCUGUGUGUGCGCCUCUGUGUGCACGUACCUGUGUAUGUGCGUCUGUGUGUGCGCGCCUCUGCGUGCACGUUCCUGUGUAUGUACGUCUGUGUGGGCGCCUCUGCGUGCAUGUACCUAUGUAUGUACGUCUGUGUGUGCGCCUCUGCGUGCGUGUACCUCUAUUUGUCUGUGUGUGCGUCUCUGCGUGCAUGUACCUCUGUAUGUACAUCUGUGUGUGUGCGCCGCUGCGUGCAUGUACCUCUGUAUGUACGUCUGUGUGUGUGCCUCUGCGUGCAUGUGUCGUGUGUGUGCCUAUUUUCGCGUGUGCCUGUAUGCAUGUCUCUGCGUGUGUGUGCCCCUGUGUGCAUGUGCCUGUGUGUGUGUGUCCCUGCAUGCAUGUGUCCCUGUGUGCGUGUUUCUGUGGGGUGGUGCUACGUGGGUGUGUACUAGCACAUUGGUUAUGUCUUGAGCUGUUCGGGGCAAGCCUGGGCUUCCCUGGCUGACGUGAGCUUCUCACCACUUAGUGAUCCCUCCCGCCCAUUGGGCAGGUGUCAUGUGUGGCCAUUUGGUUGCAGCUAAGGGGAGGUGCAAGCCGGAGCCGCCCGCCAAGGGCCCCACCCAAGUGACUACAUUCUCCUCCGUGGGUCCAGGGUGACCUCGUGUUCUUACGCCACUUCCUUCUGCUGUGAUGUGCAGGCCCUAGGUCGAGGGCAGGGGACCACCACCGGUGGUAGAAGAAAAGGAAAGAAAUUGUUGAAAAUAGAAUUUUCCAGGGAAGAUCUGUGUAUAAAAAUGUUUGUAAGAAAUGUAGCAUUUUUCCUGUUACCUUUAUUAUCUUUAUAGAGCCAGUUUUAGGAGGGGCUUUUGGUUUUGGGUGGGGGGGCGGUGGUUGAGACAGAGUCUCAUUCUCUCACCCGGGGUAGGGUUCUGUGGGGUCAUCACAGCUCACAGCAACCUCACACUUCUGAGCUUGAGGUAUCCUCCUGCCUUGGCCUCCCAGAGUGCUGGGAGCACAGGCUUGAGCCCCUGGCCCAGCCCCAAAGCCGGUCUUGAUGCACGCAGAUAACUUCCUACUCGUGUGCUUUGUCCGUGUUUCAGAGCUAGACUCUGUGGUAGAGUGGUCUGAUGCCUGUGUGCACGGCAACAGCUGUCCCAGGAGGCUGGUGUGUUCACAAGGCACCUCUUAAACCCAUGGCUCUUCGUCAGCCAUGCCCAGUACUGGGAGGCACACUGGUUGUCCCUUGCCUGGGACCUGUCUGCUUCUGUGUGGGUUUCCAGUGAGCAAGACCCUGAGCCAGGCACUCAGCCCCGCCUUACCAGAGCAGCAUUGUUGGGCCUGGCACCUGCAGGAUGUGGUGAGGCUCACUGGGUCUUUGCUGUCCCUGCCACCACAGGGAUAGCGCUCCACAGGUUAGCUGGGGGGUUGUGAUAAAUGACAGGAGACUCCUGGUCCCCUGGGGCUGAGUGGGGGAUAUGCCCUGAAGCAGAGGGAGGCAGGGUCAGUGGCAGUGGGGAAGGGUCCUGACGAGGGCAGGCAGUGCCCCCAGUCACCCCGCAUAGAGAAGUCCUAUAGCACCCUCUGCCAGGAAGAUACCCCUGACACUGGUCACCAGGGACCAGGUGUAGUUGGGAGGAAGCGGCUGAGCUUCCCUUUUUGAGACCACCUGGCGUCCUUGAUACUGUGGAGUGGGCUGCACAAGGUCCAGUCUAUGGGCAGUAUGGCCUAAGUGGUGCUGUGUCAGGGCCCUCAUGGCUGCCAAGAGCAACAACACAUGUGGGAGUCAGAGAAGCCCAGUUAGGAGCCAGCAGCUGCCUUCCACAUGGUGUCUGCCCUGCACAGCUGCCUGGCACCAUGGCUGUCCAAGUAGGUGCACAGGGUCACCUGUAGAUAGGCGUUUGGUCCGUGUGGGCCGAGGCCCUCACAUCUGGCUCCCACAUGGGCUCUGCGGCCACCUGUCUGGGAAGCGUGAGCCAGAAGGUGACACAGUCUACCUGCUCAGACCAGCCUGGGCCCAGAAGACCCUCCCAUAGCUCCCCAGAGCCACCUGCCCUCCAGGGCUUCCUGCUUCUUUUAAUUUUGAGACACAGUCUCACUCUGUCACCUGGGUCUUAGAGUGCUGUAGCAUCGUAGCUCACAGCAACCUCAAACUCUUGGGCUGUAGCAAUCCUUCUGCCUCAGUCUCUCAAGCAGCCGGCUCUACAGGCAUCUGCCACAAUGCCCAGCUUAUUUUUCUUAUUUUUGAUAGACACAGGGUCUAGUUCUUGCUCAGGCUGGUCUCGAACUCCUGAGCUUAAAGUACCUACCCACAUUGGCUUCCCAGAGUGCUGGGAUUAUAGGCUUAAGUCACUUGCCUAGCCUUUGUUUACUAUUUAUAUGUUUUCCAUAACUUAAAAAUCUAUGAUUGAAUGUAGUUGAAGGUGGUUUACAUUCUGUUCAU